Messenger RNA from Calidris pugnax (ruff), 974 nucleotides. RefSeq names its product inhibin beta E (gene INHBE). Gene Ontology annotation, cellular component: extracellular region. Gene Ontology annotation, biological process: BMP signaling pathway; SMAD protein signal transduction. The transcript has 2 exons. Gene Ontology annotation, molecular function: cytokine activity; growth factor activity. Lineage: Eukaryota; Metazoa; Chordata; Aves; Charadriiformes; Scolopacidae. The annotation marks the transcript as partial. The record is from RefSeq and is a predicted model, not a curated record.
CCGCGGCGCCUGCAGACGGGCGGCUCCCGCCGGGGCCCCGACGGCGACGGUGGCGGCGGCGACGGCGGCGACGAGAGGGGCUACGAGAUCAUCAGCUUCGCCGAGCCAGAGCCCACGUCCCCCUCUGCCUUGGGGCUGCGCUUCCAGUUCAGCCGCCCGCGAGACCAGGACGUUCACAUCCUUCAGGCUCAGCUUUGGCUCUACCUUCGAGUCCCUCGAGACCCGGCGGCCGGUCUCCGGCUACGAAUCUUCCUGGUGGGUGGGGAGGGGGGUUUGGUGGGGGGGGGCAACCGCACGUUGCUGAGCGAGAGGCGCCUGGGUGCCAAGGGCAGCGGGUGGCGAGCCUUCCCCCUCCUGCCCGCCCUGCGGGGUUUUUUGGGGGGAGAAGGCAGGACCCUGCGGCUGGAACUGGAAAGCUGGGGGAAGGGGGGUGAUAUCAUGGCUCUGGUCAACGCCAGCCGAGCCCAACAGCCCUUUUUGGUGGCCAAGGCGAGGGUGAGGGAGCCGGGGCACCGCGUGGCCAAGCGCAGCCUCCGCUGCAGCCAGAACUCCAACCUCUGCUGCCGCAAGGACUACUACGUGGAUUUCCGCGACAUCGGUUGGAACGACUGGAUCAUUAAGCCCGAGGGCUACCAGAUAAACUACUGUGUGGGCCAGUGCCCUCUCCACGUGGCCGGCAGCCCCGGCAUGGCCUCUUCUUUCCACACCGCCGUCUUCAACCUGGUCAAAGCCAACAACAUCCAGGCCUCGGGGCACUCCUGCUGCGUGCCCACGCGGCGCCGGCCGCUCUCCGUCCUCUACUUCGAUCGCAAUAGCAAUAUUGUCAAGACUGACAUCCCCGACAUGAUUGUCGACGCCUGUGGCUGUAGCUAGGGGUUGGGGGAGCCACCCCCCCCUUCUCCAGGACUGUGUCUCUGGUGGGGGAUUUGGAGGGAGGGCUCCCUUGAGCUGGAGUCAGACUGUGGUGCGACGGA